Messenger RNA from Rattus rattus (black rat), 2509 nucleotides. RefSeq names its product rubicon like autophagy enhancer (gene Rubcnl). The record is from RefSeq and is a predicted model, not a curated record. The coding region runs from base 1 to 2046 and encodes 681 amino acids. Gene Ontology annotation, cellular component: autophagosome membrane; intracellular membrane-bounded organelle. Gene Ontology annotation, biological process: autophagosome-lysosome fusion; autophagosome-endosome fusion; autophagosome maturation. Lineage: Eukaryota; Metazoa; Chordata; Mammalia; Rodentia; Muridae. The transcript has 13 exons. Gene Ontology annotation, molecular function: phosphatidylinositol phosphate binding.
AUGAAUUCAAGGGUCUCACCCAGCGGUACAACGGCCACUGGAGAACUGAGUUUUGAGCACGUUCACUCCACACCUGGAAAGAUGGUGUCCCAAUCCACAGGCCAGCAAGACUAUCCUAUGGACUCCUGUGAAAGGACCAGCCGUGCCUUUCAGGACGCUGAUGGCUUGCCCAGUGUCCUGGACACCGACCAACCUGCUUGCCAGUUAGAUGUGAGGCUCAUAAGACACAAAGCUUCCUGGAUCAACCCACUGUGUGUGCAGCAGCCGCUUCGAGAAUCAGGCCUCCAAAGACCAACGGCGCAGAACAGUGAGAACCACGUGGAAGUGGACACUCCCUCGCCCUCGGACCUUUCGAUAUUGCCCCAGAGGGACUCCCUGGCUGAGGUGUCAUUGUCUGAGAAUACUGCUGAUGUCAUCUGCAGCAGCUCUGCUUAUUGCUCCUGGGGAGAGAAGGGUGACUUCUUCCUGGCCACAGAAGAGCAAGAGGCUCAUCCCCAGCAGAAGUCUCUGCUCAAAAACCCCAAGGCUGUGGCCACUUCCCCAUUCUCUAAGGACAGUGUCCAUUCUGAGUCUCCUCAUUUGACAGCUUCUACGGAUGAUGGUGAUGCUCAGAGCAGCAGGAGCCAUUCUUGGAAUUUCUUCCCACUGGAGACAUUCAUUCUGCCUGCUGACAUGGAAAAGGAAAACGUCCACUUUUAUGCUGCAGACCUGAUCAUCUCAGUAAUAGAGAAUUUGAAGUGCAAUCUUCUGAGUCAACAGCAGCCAGGGAGUUCGGGCACAGAAGAGGCCAGCAGGUCAUGUGGGACCGGAGCAGAAGUGACCUUUCAUACCCAUGCAAAGCAGGAGCCAGACCCCUCCGCUUCUUCCCACACUGGCUGUGAAGGUUGUGCUGCACUCCAGGUCAGCCCAGUGGCUGAGGCACUUUCUUACUGUCCUGUGGCGAUAGAGGCCUGCACACUUGACUUGAACAAAUUGGUCAUAUUAGAACUUGGGAAAUCCAAUGACCUCAUGAAAGGCUGCAGAGGCUCCUACAGCUCUUCAGAGAGUGCAACUUGCAAGUCGAAUCUCAGUCUUGCUGGGCUCUUAGCCAGAGAGUUGUUCCGAGGGUUCUAUAAGUACUGGAUGCUGUCAGAAGAUGUCACUCGUCAGCCUCCAGGCUCCCUGACCCCCACUAGCUCAGGAGUUGGGGAAGAAGAACAAGCUGAGGAAGAGCUUGACUCCAGUGUGGAUACAGCACGGGAAGUCAUGCUUAAGUCCAGGGUCCCAGGGACUGAAGACUGGGUGCCCCCUCCAUGCCAAAUCAUACUUACUGUUCACCCGCCAGUCAAGAGGGACACAGCAGUCGUGGCCCAGAAUUUCUUCUGUGCUGGAUGUGGGACUCCCGUACAACCCAAGUUUGUGAAGCGGCUCCGAUACUGUGAGUACCUCGGGAAGUACUUCUGUGACAGAUGCCACUCAUCUGCAGAGUCCUGUAUCCCUGCUCGGAUCCUGCUGAUGUGGGACUUCAGGAAGUACCAAGUCAGCGAUUUCUCUAAAUGGCUACUGGACAGCAUAUGGCAUCAGCCCAUCUUCAACCUGUUAAGUGGGCAUCACAGCCUCUAUGCAAAAGUCAAGGAACUGGAUAGGGUGAAGGACAUCCAGGAGCAACUUUUUCAUAUCAAGAAGCUGUUGAAGACUUGCAGGUUUGCUGACAGUGUGCUGAAGGAGUUUGAACAGGUUCCCAGUCAUUUGACUGAUGAAUGCCACAUGUUCUCCAUGGACGACUUCCUCAGGACCAAGAAAGGACUGUUGGCACCUUUGCUCAAGGACAUCCUGAGAGCUUCUCUUGCCCACGUGGACAGCUGUGAGCUGUGCCAGGGGAAGGGCUUCAUUUGUGAGUUUUGCCAGAGCACGACUGUCAUCUUCCCAUUUCAGACCAUGACUUGUAGAAGAUGUGCAGGGUGCAGGGCCUGCUUCCACAAACAGUGCUUCCAGUCUUCCAGAUGCCCUCGCUGUGCCAGGAUCAUAGCCCGGAGACAACAUUCGGAGAGCUUAACAGGGACAUGACGGCCCAAAGUUGUUCCACACACCUCAUGGUGAUGCCAAAUUGUGUCUGCUCCUGGUAACAUUGUUUCAGAUGCUAAGUAUUUUAUAGUACGAAAAAGACAACCAAAAUUCCCCUCUUGUAUGUAUUUAAUGCUUUCAAGGAGUAUGGAAGCUUCGUUACUAGGUAAAGGGUUGUUGAGAAAGGUUUGUUUACAAAUGUUUGACAUUGUUUUGCUGCUAUUGGCUGUUUUUUUUAAAGAAGUCUUUUUUUCAUUUACAUUGCACUGGGAUAGUUUUUUUUUUUUUAAGUUAAAUACAGAACCUAUUUUUUUAUGAACUGUAACUGACGAGGUGGCUGUUAACUCUUCCUCCCCCAGAGUUGUUUGGAAUGUGAAAUGGAUUGGUGCCACAAGGGAGCGAAAUGCCACCAGAAUUCUGUUUGGCCAAGUUUGUGUUAAAGACUACAUUGAAUGUUGUUUUGCAA